Epinephelus lanceolatus (giant grouper) is the source of this 1201-nucleotide messenger RNA. It is a transcript of the gene psph, whose product is annotated as phosphoserine phosphatase. Lineage: Eukaryota; Metazoa; Chordata; Actinopteri; Perciformes; Serranidae. Gene Ontology annotation, molecular function: magnesium ion binding; L-phosphoserine phosphatase activity. The record is from RefSeq and is a predicted model, not a curated record. Gene Ontology annotation, biological process: dephosphorylation; L-serine biosynthetic process. Gene Ontology annotation, cellular component: cytoplasm.
UCUUCCUCGUCGGUGAGCCCAUUGAGAGAGGAAGGCUAAUGCUGAGGCUGCUGGUAGUGCCUUACCGACGCUGCUCCUACCGCAUGAUGGCAACACUCUCACAGACAAAGGAGAUAUUCCGGAGAGCAGAAGCUGUCUGUUUCGAUGUGGACAGCACGGUCAUCAAAGAAGAGGGCAUAGAUGAGCUUGCCAAGUUUUGUGGAGUGGGGGAUGCAGUCACUGAAAUGACUCGCAGAGCGAUGGGCGGCUCAGUGACGUUCAAAACAGCCCUGACUGAGCGUCUGUCCAUCAUCCGUUGCUCCAGAGAACAGGUGAACAAACUGAUAACAGACCACCCGCCUCAGCUGACUCCAGGUAUCAGGGAGCUUGUGGACCGCCUGCAUCAGCGCAACAUCAAGGUGUUUCUCAUCUCCGGCGGCUUCCGCUGCAUCGUCGAACACGUGGCCACUCAGUUAAACAUUCCUCUGCAUCACGUCUACGCCAACCGGCUCAAGUUCUACUUCAACGGGGAGUACGCUGGUUUUGACGAAAGCCAGCCCACGGCUGAGAGUGGUGGAAAAGGAAAAGUCAUCAGCAUGUUGAAGGAGCAAUACGGCUUCAAGACCGUGGUGAUGAUUGGAGAUGGAGCCACUGAUCUAGAGGCGUCCCCUCCUGCUAGUGCUUUCAUUGGCUUCGGUGGGAACGUCACCCGGCAGCAGGUUAAGGAGAAGUCCUCGUGGUACGUGACAAGUUUUGGGGAGCUGCUAAAGGAACUGGAAAAGAUCUAAAGAAGCUAAAAAAGAUCCCAUUACUAAUUUUAACAUUUUAUAUUUGCACCUACUGUAAGGGUGUGCCUCUGACGGUUUUAUCCCCUGCACACUUUUCCUCCCCUUCUCCCCUCCUCUCUUAUAGAUUUUUAUUAUGAAUGAAAAUGUUUACACUAGUGAAACCAAUUUUACCUUCACAGGGGACGUCACCCUGCUGAUUUUUAUACUAGAUACUAAAAGAAUAACCAAACACUGUUUAUGUGAUGGUUAAGAAGAUUUUAGUGUUUUUGCACUUUUUGCAUCAAAGCCUUUUAGGUAAGCUAAUACAACUCCUGCGUAUAAUGACAGGAGCAGUGUUUUAUUUCUGUAUGGGUACUAAGAGCUGUAACCACACGUCAGUAAGUGUUAAGUCCUGUUAAGAACACCAGCAUUAAAGAGAAGAGCAUGCUGUCAGA